This is a messenger RNA of Solanum verrucosum, 1036 nucleotides long. RefSeq lists its product as uncharacterized. Gene Ontology annotation, molecular function: O-methyltransferase activity; S-adenosylmethionine-dependent methyltransferase activity. The record is from RefSeq and is a predicted model, not a curated record. Bases 97 to 963 code for a protein of 288 amino acids. The transcript is spliced from 10 exons. Lineage: Eukaryota; Viridiplantae; Streptophyta; Magnoliopsida; Solanales; Solanaceae.
GAAAAUAAAGACUCCAUUUUUAGGCUAAUUUGGCCAGAGAUUUCUUUGAGGUAGUUAAACUUUCCCACAGACUAUUGGCUGUUGAUUGCUUCUCCUAUGUCCAAUCGGAUGGUGCUUAGCUACACCAAUUCAUUUGCAUUAUUUCGACCUAAAUUUAAUGGCCAUUCCAUUCCCUCCAUAUACCACACAGAUGUGUUAUCCUUGACGAGGCAUGUGUCUUCCGCAACUGCUCUCUCCUUUUGUCAGCUUCAGGCAUCAAAACUUCAUGAUAGUCCAGUUACUGUUGCAAGUGAUGUUAGAUAUGGUAGUAAACAGAUUAUAAGUGUUGAUUCGCCACUGUAUGACUACAUAUUGACCAAUGUUAGAGAACCAAAGAUUUUGCGUGAACUUAGGGAGGAAACAGCAACAAUGCGAGGCAGUCAGAUGCAGGUGUCACCGGAUCAAGCACAACUACUUGCUAUGCUCGUCCAGAUUCUUGGGGCAGAAAGGUGCAUUGAAGUGGGAACAUAUACUGGAUAUUCAUCCUUGGCUGUUGCCCUGGUCCUUCCAGAAGGAGGUCAUUUAGUUGCUUGUGAAAGAGAUGGCAAAGUAAUUGAGGUUGCAAAAAGAUAUUAUGACCGAGCUGGUGUGUCACAUAAGGUGGACGUGAGACAUGGUCUAGCAGCAGAUACUUUGAAGUCUUUGAUUCAAAAUGGUGAAAGUUGCAGAUAUGAUUUUGCAUUUGUUGACGCAGAAAAGAAAAUGUAUCAAGAGUACUUUGAGUUGCUGCUACAACUGGUGAGAAUCGGAGGUCUUAUUGUAGUCGAUAAUGUCCUAUGGCAUGGAAGAGUUUCCGAUCCACUGGUAAAUGAUUCCAAGACUCUUAGCAUUAGAAACUUUAAUGAAAACUUGAUGAAGGAUAACCGCGUCGACAUCAGUAUGGUGCCUAUUGGUGAUGGUAUGACAAUCUGUAGAAAAAGAUGAAGCAUAAAAAGAGAUUGGAUGUUGAACUUUUAGUGUAAUAUUUUGUUGUUUCACUUUUUCAUUUGUAAGAGAG